AUGGUCAUUUUAGUCUUCUCUCUUGUUCAAUUCCUCUUCCCCGCGUACGACAGAGGGCUUGCAGGCGACAAAGCAGGUGGGGCUACCACAAACAGUGACCGCACAAGUUCAGAAAGUUGCAAGGACAAAGCUUGUUUUGAUACCGUUAGAAUAAUAAGACGCAGUAUAAAUGCCAACGUUAAUCCCUGCCACGAUUUUUAUCGUUUUGCGUGCGGCAGUUUCAGUGAUCCGUCCGAGCAAAUACUCAACCAGAUGACCGAGGAAAUGUACAGCCAUGUACAGAAAGUUCUUGCGGAUCUGAGCGUUCCGAAACACUCACAAAAGCCGUCUGAGAAAGCUGCGGGUUUGUACCAAGCGUGCAGAAGUGUGCGGGAACACAGAGUGGACGAAUCGGAAUCACUGAGAAGGUUUAUGGAUGGUGCGGGUCUAUUCUUGACAAACACGGCUGAAGGUGAUGCCUUGGAUACUAUUGCUAGACUCGCAUUUGUUUACAAUAUAAACGCCGUACUGAAAAUGUCGGCAGAAGAUUAUGCCAGUAAAGCAAACGGAAUACAGCUUAAGGUAGGGAUACAUACAAACCACGUCGAUUGGAUCACGCGACGAGUUAAUUUGGGUUGCGAUCACUCCGUAGAAUUUUACAAACGACAUAUAAUGGCGUAUGGUCUUCGAGAAGAUAGCCAAGUUACUACGGAGCUUAUCAAGCAAAUAAUAAAUUUAGAAGAGAAAGCAGUUGGAUGGCUGCCUGCUGAAAAAUUAAGUUGUCUCCAGACUUUCAUAAGCGUGGAGCGAAGGGUUUUGCCUACAUACACUUCGAAUAUACAUUCACACAAGUGGACUGCACUUCUAACCAAUCAAUCCAACGGUACCUGGAAGACAAAUCAGCAGGUAAUUGUAAGCCCAUGCGCAUUGGAGUAUUUUAAUAAUCUUUAUGGAGGCGUCCAAGCUACCGGUGUGAACCUCUUGGUUACUUGGGAUGUUCUGCGCCUUUUAGCCCCCCUCACGUACCCCGCUGCAGCAUCCCUUUACGGAGAACCAUCUGCUAAAAGGCUCUGUCUGGCUGCAGUUGUGCGCGUGAUGGAGGUGGCCGCAUUGUCAACUUACUUGUUUAAAGCAGUGCCCAGAGAAGCUAUGGGUGCGACGGAAACUCUGCUGAAGAACAUUCGCGAAACUGCACUGAUAAAGAUUGACUCCGCCAACUGGAUAGAAGGACAUUCAAGAUCAGGUGCCUCCCAGAAACUCAGCUCAAUGCAGCCGCAAAUCAGUUAUUCUUCACUUCUAUUGUCUGAGGAAGCACUGAACCAACGGUACAACAUAUAUCCCACGACCGGCUGUUCUUUUCUCAACAUAUGGGUGAAGGCUUCGCGACUAACCGCCAAAGCACUGCUCGAAGAACAGCCCAGGUAUGGCUUCCACGUGGACACACCACUCGUGACCUUUGUUCCAGUCUUAAACAAGAUACAAAUUCCUGCUUUCCUGUUACGGCCUCCGCUCUUCGAAUUGGGUGGUCUGAGCUCCUUCAAUUACGGAGGAUUAGGACACAUGGUUGCACAUGAAAUGAUGCACGCCUUCAACCUGACGGGAAGUCAGAAGGAUUCAAGUGUCAACGGGCGCUACUGGUGGACACCUCUCACUGGUCGCAACUACACAGAAAAGGUGCGCUGCUUCCGAGAAGAGUACGAUCAACUUGUUCAAGGAAGAGGAGGUCAAACUAGAGAAUUAACGGACUCUGAGAUAAUGGGAGACUUUAUCGGACUUUGGCUGGCGUUUCAAACAUUCAGAGACCUUGGAGACAAGAAGCGAUUCGCGGACCUACCAUACAACUCUAGGCAGCUUUUUUUUAUUGCGUCUUGCGUCAAGUUGUGCGUCAAGAGAGCAGCUCCUACGUCCCGUAUGUUGAGCUCUAUGAGGGCCCGUUGCAAUGUGCCGCUUAUGAAUUUUCCGGAAUUCUCAGAGGCAUUUAACUGUUCUCGUGGCACGAUUAUGAAUCCUUCGAGACGGUGUCAGUUGUGGAAGCAUUCAUUUUGUUUUCGCCGUUAAGUGUUGUGAUUAGCCAGUGUUUAUUAUUUUAAUUGAUAAUGCUGUUAAAAUAGGGUGACACUGAAACUUGCUUAUUAUUUUUGCUAUUUUCUACAACAAUUGCAAAUAUCUGAUGCGCUUUCUAAGUUUUAUUUGUGUCUAUAGCGUUUUUUACUCUGGAAUUAUAAUGGAUACUUCACGAUUUCGUAUGCUUCUCAGUGUGAUUGACCAGUUCUUGUAAUCAGAGUUAUCUUGAACUUCUUUAGCUUCGUUUGUCUGCAGCUAUUUGUUUUUUUAUUUUUCGUCUCAGUGCACGACCUAAAAUGUAGAAUUCGCCUAUUUAUGGAGGAUGUCUCUGACUUUUUAGAGCGCAGCUCUUAGGCGCCCGUAUCCGUGUUUCGCGUCGUCGGCGUCGCAUUUGGCGUCGGCGUAAGCGCAAUAAAUCUGGCAGAAAAAUUGACGUCACGUGACCUCAGCAUGAAUUCAAUACCCCGCUACGUCGAUUUUUCCGCUAAAUCUAGUGGUGAAACUGAAUUUGCUCAUAGGUGACGUGACACGAAGUCAUGUGAUGUAAAUUACCCCUCUAAAUUUAGCGGGGAAACUAAAUUGGAGGAGGACGGGAGAGGAGGGGAUGGAAGGGAAGGUAGGGGAGAUGAGGACGGAAGGGGAGGGGCAGGAGGAGAGGAUACGGAGGAGGAGGGGCAUAUAACCUCCCCUCGACCCUCCCCUCCUUUUCAGGAACUGCGCUCUAAUUUCGCAUUACAGAGAUUUGUAAACAUCUUUCAUUUUUCUUUAAAUAAUAGUAUGUAAUAAAGAAACACGUGUCUAUAACUG
Ixodes scapularis (black-legged tick) is the source of this 2850-nucleotide messenger RNA. RefSeq names its product neprilysin-1-like. The transcript has a single exon. NCBI's taxonomy places the organism in Eukaryota, Metazoa, Arthropoda, Arachnida, Ixodida, Ixodidae. Gene Ontology annotation, biological process: protein processing. Bases 1 to 2037 code for a protein of 678 amino acids. Gene Ontology annotation, molecular function: metalloendopeptidase activity. Gene Ontology annotation, cellular component: plasma membrane. The record is from RefSeq and is a predicted model, not a curated record.